AGUUGGUGAAGGCUCAACAUGUACAACUAGGAAAACAUUAUGCGUUUUUCCCGCCAAAAGUAAAUAUUUAUGACCAAAAAUAUUUGAUUCGGCUAACCAGAGCGUUCAACAAUGGCACCCAAGGUCGACUCUACCGAGGCGAUUGUCCUGAAUUUUGUGAAUGAGCAAAAUAGGCCCUUAAAUUCCCAAAAUGCUGCAGAUGCCUUGCAAAAGUAUGGUCUCAAGAAGACAGCAGUGCAAAAAGCAUUAGACACCUUGGCAGAAAGUGCACAGAUUUCUUUCAAAGAAUAUGGUAAGCAGAAAAUCUACAUUGCCAGGCAAGACCAAUUCAGUAUUCCCGACACUAAUGAACUGGACCAGAUGAAGAGAGAAAAUGGAGAACUCCAAAAGCUGUUGGAAGCUGAAAAGAAUGCAAUAAAUGAGGUUGAAUCAGAAAUUCGGGCUUUGGAAUCAAACCUAACCUUGGAGCAGAUCAGAGAAAAGGAAAUAGAACUAAGGGAUGAGGUGUGCGCGAUGGAGUCAAAAUUGAGUAUAUUGCGGGAGGGAACUGUAUUGGUCAAACCAGAGGAGCGCAAGAAAGUCCAAGAUACGUACAAUGAAAAAAUCAACCAGUGGAGAAGGCGGCAAAGAGCUUUCAAGGAGCUUUGGGGUACCAUCACAGAGAAUAUGCCAAAAGAUUUGAAGGAAUUCAAGGAAGAGCUUGGGAUUGAAACUGAUGAGGAUGUUGGAGUAAGUUUUAAGGCUUACAGUGAGUAUACUAGCAAUAAAAGUUCUAGAAGGAUUUAGAGCACAGUUGUCUAUGUGCACCUUCAACUUCGCAAGAAUCUUAGUUAUACGAUGUUAGAAUAAAGUAAUUGGAUCCGAGAAUAAAAGCGGGGAGCAUGUAUAGAAUCUAAGUUUUUUAUGCAGUGUCCAUAGUUGUUUAUAUCAAUACCACAGCGUUCUAACAUGACAAUCAAGUGUCAAAAAAAUGAUUUUUUUACUUUGCAUUUCUGAGGCUAAAGAAGUCGGUGUUAGUAAACACCCAUUUUUAAGAUUCAGAACUUUUGAAUCUUAAAAUAUUGUCCUAGUAGUGCGUACUUGUUGGUUUUAAUGCCAUAAUGCUUCUCACACUUGCAAAUUGUUUUUGGAUACUGAGUCAUGGAAAGCUGGGAAUGUAACCAUGUAAGAUUUUGGAUCUGCCGGUUCAUUAAUUUGUUUGACAUAAAGAGAGAUAAUUUUGUUGAAGCAUAGUUAGAGCUUGGAGACGUGAAUACCAGAAAAAGGAAGCAUUUACAUGCAGAAUAUAAUUGAAAUAAAUACACUAUAGAAUAUAUAUUUUAGGCCAUUCAGUUGCAGAUGAACAUUACUUAGACAAGAUCAUGCAAGGUUGACAUAGUUAUGGUUGAGCUCAAUAUCUACUGGAUAGCUCACUACUUAAGGUGGAAAAUGUUCUAAACAAUGAUCUCUUUGUUCUCUUUGUUGGAGAAUUAAUGUUUACCUUUUGUAAUAAAAUCAUCUUAAUGAUUUACUGUUA
Cryptomeria japonica (Japanese cedar) is the source of this 1516-nucleotide messenger RNA. RefSeq names its product homologous-pairing protein 2 homolog. NCBI's taxonomy places the organism in Eukaryota, Viridiplantae, Streptophyta, Pinopsida, Cupressales, Cupressaceae. The coding region runs from base 112 to 786 and encodes 224 amino acids. The transcript has 6 exons. Gene Ontology annotation, cellular component: DNA recombinase auxiliary factor complex; condensed nuclear chromosome. Gene Ontology annotation, molecular function: recombinase activator activity; double-stranded DNA binding. Gene Ontology annotation, biological process: meiotic strand invasion involved in reciprocal meiotic recombination; meiotic joint molecule formation; homologous chromosome pairing at meiosis. The record is from RefSeq and is a predicted model, not a curated record.